UCCAACGUGUGUCAUGUGGGACGUGGGGGAAUGAUGCAGUUUUUCUUAAUUGUGUAAUUCAUCGCCGUCCAAAAUUUCUGCAUUGUGUUUACCAGCCAGUACCGUAACUCAUACCAAUGCAAGACUGAACGUCUCAAGAACUGAAAGUGAGCCCUUUUCAGGCCUUAAGCGGCUCUUUUGAGCCAGUAUGCCGCGUGAGAAUGACGGGCAUUCCGAGCCGAGAGGCUCCGUGGCUGCUGCCCGUUGUGAUGAUGAUGUAAGCGGUAGGCCCGCGGUAGCCGCAGGCCCGCCUCAGCACCUACCGCCGCUGACACCGGUACAGCAGAUGGUAUCGUCUGGAACUGGAGCCUUUCUGACGGCAUUAUUCAUGACCCCUCUGGAUGUUGUGAAGAUCCGACUGCAGACUCAGAUGAAACCAAUGGCCAGCGGUCAAUGUUUUUUAUACUGCAACGGUUUGAUGGAUCACAUCUGCACGUGCAUAAAUGGGAAAGAACCGGUUAUCACGACAAUCGCCCCAUGGUACAAAAGGCCUGGCCAGUUCAAUGGAACAGUGGAUGCCAUGUUCAAAAUAGCGAAAAAUGAAGGAAUUUCCAAGCUGUGGAGUGGACUUCCUCCAACACUGCUAAUGGCAGUACCAGCCACGGUUCUCUACUACACAUGCUAUGACCAGCUGAAGGAGUGGAUGGGUUACCAGAAUGGCAAGUCUAGUAUGCUGAUACCCAUGGCAAGCGGCGGGUUAGCCAGAGUUUUUGCAGUUACUGUCAUCUCCCCGUUGGAGUUGGUACGGACCAAGAUGCAGUCUCGACCUUUGACCUACAACGAAUUGGUCAGUUGCAUCAGGACGGCCAUACAGGACGAAGGCUGGUUGUCGCUGUGGAGGGGUCUGGGUCCCACACUUCUGAGGGACGUUCCAUUCUCAAUGAUUCUAUGGGUCAGCUACGAGUACAUGAAGGCCAGAGUCUGUCUGAAAUACCAUCGGAAGGAGCCAACGUUCUUGGCAUCAUUUCUGGCCGGUGCUGUGUCAGGAACGGUUGCAGCUGUUCUUACCUCUCCGUUUGAUGUCGUGAAGACACACCGACAAAUAGAACUCGGAGAAGCCAUGUUCAAUACCAAAAAAGAUUCCAGUUACCGCGCCUCCUCGACAUGGCAUAUCAUGCAGAGACUCUAUGCAGAGAGGGGAUUCAGAGGCCUUUUCGCAGGUAUUUCCCCUCGCAUUGCCAAAGUGACCCCAGCUUGCGCGAUGAUGAUCAGUACGUACGAGGCUGGGAAAGCGUUCUUCCAUAAGCGCAACGAGGGUGCUCUGUCUCUUACGUAGCAUCAGAGAAUUGGAUAUCAAGGAUCUUGGAAAUCGACCAAUGAGAGGGAAGAGAAAAGCGCAGAGGACCAUUCAGCCAUUAGCUCCGCCCACCGUUUGGAUGUUUACAUUUGUCAGUUCUCCGAAGUUUUAAUUUGAAGACAACCGUGUCAAAGGUCAAAGUGCAGAGGUUAUCUUUUAACUGUAGGGCAAGUCUAAGAAAAGGUUCUCUUUUUGUCCCAUAUGUAAGCCAUGUUUUCUUUAAUUACAUUAUCAUCGCAAAGACUAAUAACAUAGAAAUUCCUGUGGGUAUUCUCCUGGCAGAUGCCCAAUGUUAGUAGAAUAAAAA
Molecule: messenger RNA, 1643 nt
Organism: Patiria miniata (bat star)
Lineage: Eukaryota; Metazoa; Echinodermata; Asteroidea; Valvatida; Asterinidae
Product: solute carrier family 25 member 40-like
Exons: 10
Coding region: 188-1315 (375 amino acids)
Biological process (GO): mitochondrial transmembrane transport
Source: RefSeq, a predicted model, not a curated record